Messenger RNA from Racocetra persica, 339 nucleotides. NCBI's taxonomy places the organism in Eukaryota, Fungi, Glomeromycota, Glomeromycetes, Diversisporales, Gigasporaceae. The record is from the annotation of a GenBank genome assembly.
AUGGUCAAUGCUUUUCCAUCUCAACUGGUUAAAAGGCAGACUUCAUUUGGGAGAUGUCCGCCUCUAUUUCCUCAAGAUAUUCAAAUAAUCACUGAUGUAACACUUAAUCCUGAUCCUCCAAAAGCUAAUUCUCAACUCGAGGUUAAAGGUUCAGCAACGAUCAAUGAUGAUAUUGUUGAUGGCUAUGUAUUCAAAGCUCGAAUUUGUGAUACUGAUUUUGCUAAAUGUCAAUACCUCAGCACUAUACUCAUUUGCGAAACAACCCAGUGUCCAACUAAAGUGUUUAAUUUUGACGUGAUAUUUAAUUUAGAAAGUUUGCCUUCAUCAUACACCAUUGGG